Molecule: messenger RNA, 746 nt
Organism: Mus pahari (shrew mouse)
Lineage: Eukaryota; Metazoa; Chordata; Mammalia; Rodentia; Muridae
Product: CMRF35-like molecule 5
Exons: 4
Coding region: 35-682 (215 amino acids)
Cellular component (GO): plasma membrane
Molecular function (GO): transmembrane signaling receptor activity
Source: RefSeq, a predicted model, not a curated record
UGUGGCCACCAAGGACAGGAGAGGAGACAAGACCAUGUGGCAGUUCCCUGCUCUGCUCCUCCUCUUCCUCCCAGGCUGCUGCACUGCUCAGGAUCCAGUCACAGGUCCAAAGAAGGUGAGCGGUCAGGAGCAGGGCUCCUUGACAGUGCAGUGCCGAUACACCUCAGACUGGAAGGAAUACAAUAAAUACUGGUGCCGAGGAGCUGUUCCGAGUAUAUGUCAGUUUCUCAUUGAAACGGAUACACCAGAGCAGUUGGUGGAGAAGGACCGUGUGUCCAUCAGAGACGACCAGACAGACUUCAUCUUCACAGUGACCAUGGAGGAUCUGAGGAUGAGCGAUGCUGGCAUUUACUGGUGUGGAAUUAUGGGGACUAGAUAUGAUCCCGUGUUUAAAGUUAAAGUGAACAUUGACCCAGCCCCAGAAAGUUCAUUUAUGACCACCACAGCCACAAUUCUGACAUCCACACCACCAACCGUCGGGAACACUGGCAAGGAGCAAGUGACUUUGAGCAGUCCCCACACCAGGUCCCUGCUAAGCAGCAUCUACUUCCUGCUGAUGGUCUUUGUGGAGUUGCCUCUGAUCCUGAGCAUGCUCAGUGCUGUCCUCUGGGUGAACAGGCCUCAGAGAUGCUUUAGGGGAGGUGAAACUGAUCUGGUUAAAACCCAUAGUCCUGUUGCCUAGGAUAGAGAGAGGAACACUUCCCAGAAUAUGGAAAAUAAUCUCUGUGUGUCUGUUGUCUCUGUCU